Molecule: messenger RNA, 2042 nt
Organism: Paramecium sonneborni
Lineage: Eukaryota; Ciliophora; Oligohymenophorea; Peniculida; Parameciidae
Source: the annotation of a GenBank genome assembly
UUUAUAAAUUAUUUCGAUUUUGUAAAAAUAUUAAUGGACUUAGAUAUAGCCAUAGAUGCAAGAGAAAAAGUACGCAAUCCAACAGUCAAAUUGAACAAGAAAUUAGCUAUUGCUAUUGCAGUAACUAAAUUAAAUUAUAAAAGGCACUUACUAAAUCCGAAAAGAAGCCAUUUGAAGAAUUAGUAACAUAAGAACCUACAAAUAAAUUAAUAGCAGUUCAUUUUGGAGUUGGAGAUUAAGAUGAUUAUAAUACAAUUUGCACUUAUGUUAAAUAAUUUGGGUAAAACAAAGUAAUGAUAUACCCUGUAAGAAAUUAUGCGUUCAUUGAAUUUUAAACACCAUAAUAAAGUUUACAAUUAAUCUAAGUAAUAUUUAUUUGCCAUUUAGUCUUUAUAAAUUUUUGAGAAUAUCAAAUACGCAAGUCUGAAGUAUCCAAAUAAGGAAAGAGCAACAAUGUUUUUUUAUACAAAUCAAUAAGAAUUAAGUGGAGGAGGAAUGUGUGAUAUACCAAAUGCAAUGAGAUAAGUUAAUAUUCCAGGGCUAUAUUUGAUCCAUGAUUUCAUAACACCAGAAUAUGAAAAAUAUAUUUUGGAUUUAAUUGAUAAAUAAGAAUGGUCUAAAUUGAAAUAAAGAAGAGUUUAACAUUAUGGUUAUGAAUUUAUUUAUGGAGAAAAUACAGUUAAUGUAAAUUAACCAGCGGAUAAAAAUAUUCCUGCCUUUCUUGAAGAUGUCAGAUCUAAAGUGUCUGAUUUAAUAAAACCAUAACCUGAAAUUAAUUAACUUACAAUAAAUGAAUAUUUACCAGGGAUGGGUAUUCCACCUCAUUUUGAUGUUCAUCCACCCUUUCAUGAGAAAUUCGUUUCUAUCAGUUUACUAAGUGGUUUAGUAAUGUCAUUUAAAUCAUUUAAAGGAGAAGAAUAACAUUUAUAUUUACCUCCUAGAUCUUGUGCAUUAUUUACAGGAGAAGUCAGAUAUGCUUGGUUUCAUGCUAUUGCAUCAAGAAAAAUUGAUAAAGUUGAAGGUGAAACACAUUUUAGAUCUAGAAGAUUAAGUUUAACUUUUAGAACUAUUAGAAAUGAUUUAAAAUGUGAUUGCGAAUAUUAAUUCUUUUGUGAAUCUCAAGGUUAUAAUCCAUUAACUAUGAAAAAUAAAAACCCAUUGCUGUAAGAAUAUCUCGCUAAAUUGAAUUAAAUUGGAAUUAUCUAAGAUAAUAAAGUAGUUCCUAAUAAAACUCAAGAAGAAAUCUUAUUGCUUGAAGAAUAAUAAUAAUAAUUAUAAUAGAUACCUAAAGCUACUGAAGUUGAAAAGAAAUAUGUAUAUGAAAUUUAUGAUAAAAUUGCACCUCAUUUUAGUUCAACUCGUUAUAAACCAUGGCCUAAGAUAGAAUAAUUUUUAAAAUCAUUAGAACCUGGUUCUCUUGUAGCUGAUGUUGGAUGUGGGAAUGGAAAAUAUUUAGGCUCAAAUCCAGAUAUUGAAAUAAUAGGUACAGAUAGAAGUGAAAAUUUAUUAAAAAUUUGUAAAGAGAAAUCUGAUGCUUUUUAAGUAUUUAGUGCAGAUUCUUUGAGAUUACCAUUAAAAACAGAAAUGUUUGAUGCAGUCAUUUCAAUUGCAGUCAUUCAUCAUUUCUCAAAUAAGUAAUUUAUUUUAUUUAAAAUUUCAGACUUCUCAGAUAGUAAGCAAUAAGAGAGUUGUUAAGAAUUUGUAAAUCUAAAGGUUUAGUAUUGAUAUAUGUUUGGGCUAUGGAACAAGAGGAGAAGACAUUUAAUGAAUAGGAUGUUUUUGUACCUUGGAAUUUAUAAUUUAAAUAUGAGGAUGAAAAAGUAAUUAAUUAAGAAGGUACUUCAUUCAUUUCUUAUUUAAAGUACAAUAAUAAUUUAAAAUUGAUGAUCAAAAAAAAACAGUUGUGUAUAAGCGAUAUUAUCAUGUUUUUAAAUAAGGUGAGAUUGAAGAACUAUUAUCUGAUAUGCCAGGUUUUAAGAUAGUAAACAAUUAUUAUGACCAUGCUAAUUGGGUAGUUGUGUUAUAAAAAGAUUGAAGUAUAC